UUUUUUUUUUUUUUUUUUUAAUAGAAAGUGUGGAAAUAGCACUUCAUUUUACAUAGAGUAAGCUGUAAAAGUACUAAAAUAGAAUAAUACUCCUCUGAGAUAUUUUGAUUUAUGAUUUGGGGAUCAACUUGGAGUCAUCUGAAUUCAAACAUGCUGGAAAGUGGAGCAGUAAAUUUCAGGAAGCAUUACAAACCUAAUCUUAUGGGAGCCUUUGAUUUGCUGAACAGCCACCUGUGAUUCUUAAGUUGAGCAUUCCUGAGGAAACCUGGAAUAUGCAAAUAUAAAAACUGAUUUAGGGUUUUGAAGGGAAAUAUACCUAUAACAGUCGUGCAUCAGGCAAAUGAGGCUCCUCAGAAACACUGAACCAUUCUUUAUUAUUGCCCUGGGGAGCUGCAGAAUCUUCCUCUAACCACUUUGUGUAAACUUAAGGGGUAUUUAUGGGAGAUGUAAAUGGAAAAUAUCCUCUUACCAAAGUUAAUAUCUUAUCCAAAAUACUCUUACAUCACGUGCCUGCAUGAUGUAAGCUUUCUUUGCUUCAUGCAUUUCCUGGUGUCAUAAACACUUGGUGUGUUCCUAAAUUUCUGGUUGGAAAGAAGGCUACUAGCCUUCUUGCAUGUUUUAAUUAAACAGGGGUAUCUCAAACCCUGUGACUCCGUUGUACUCUUCGUUCACUGGGUGAGUGAAGACAUCUGUCACUGCUGCUGUUGUAUAAUUUAGGGCCUUCUGAGCAUGCUUGGUUCCAGUCAUGAGAUGAAAUUGAGCAGCCUCAGUAGGUAAAUCUAACAUAUACCUGUUUGUGUAGUGUUUACAGAAUAACGAAAAUGCCAUGAACAAGGAAUCUCAAAAUGCACUGAAUCUCAAAGCACAGGUAUCCGACCUGUGUAGGUAGACCUACAAUGUUCAGUCUUUGAGGACACCCCGUCACUGGGAACAUUUUGGAAGAAGACUAAUUCUCACAUACACCGGAAGUUGAUGACCUGAUGACUACGGGCUUAAAGCAUCAGUUUGACCGUUUUCUUUUCAUUUAUAAUUUAUUGCAGAGGCAUUUCUUAAAAUAGCCAGCCUCUGGUGUGUGUAAUGGUGGAUGAGUUUUGGGCUCUGAAUUAGAGCUUAUUUGAACUUAAAGUUCUGUUUUCUUUCCAAGUUUGUGAGGCUACAGGUAUGUUUGUUUCCAGGUUCCAGUGGCAUGAUGGACUACAAUUAUUUUCUCCUGGAGUUAACUGGAUAUUCUUGGAUGCCAAUGAGCCAAAUACAGCAAUAUAUCAAUAUUUCAAGCUUUUCUAAAGAGUCAAAACGUAUUCAACUUAGCAGGUGGCACAUGCUUGUCAUCCCAGCCACUUGGGAGGCUGGGGCAGGAGGAUAAGUUCAAGGCCGGCCUCAGCAACUCAGUGAGGCCCUAAGCAACUUAGUGAUACCCUGUCUCAUAAUUAGAAAAUAAAAAGGCCUGGGGAUGUAGCUCAGUGAUAGAAAGCCCCUGAGUUCAAUUUUCAGUACUACAAACAAAACAAAAAACAACAGCAACAAAAAAACUUUUAAAAAGUUAUUUAAGUUCUCUGAGCCUCAGUUUCUCCAUCUGUGAAGGAAGAGUUGGACUGUAACUAAUGAGUAUCUGUAAGUCUAAAUUUCUGGAAUUUAAAAGUCAUUUUGGCUUCAGCUAAGCAUUCCAACUAAAUCCAUGGACUCAAAGUGUCAAUAGUUGUGUAAUAAUCAAGUGAAUGGAGUGCAGUGGCACGUGCCUGUAAUCCCAGUGGCUCUGGAGGCUGAGGUAGGAGGAUCGCAAGUUCAAAGCCAGCCUCAGCAACUUAGCAAGGCCCUAUCUCUAAAUAAAAUAUAAAAAAGGGCUGCAGAUGGUACCUCUGGUAUUGAAAAAGAAAAAAAAAAUCAAAUGAAUUGGUGACUUUUAGCUCACUUGAUAGGUAUUUAUUCUUUAUAUCAUAGUAUUUUUAAAAAGGCGAUUCCCUAUGAAUUCUUUAUAUUAUAAAACUCUCUUUGAAGAAUUGGUUUCAUUUGUAUUAGUUUUGUCGUUUCAGUAGCUGUAGGCAUGAAAGAAAAGUAUACUCAGUAGCAUUCUAAUUUGUAGUUGUUUGCAUAUGUGUGUAUAUAUUAAUGUACAAAUGUACGCACUCAAACACUGAGCUUUUUAAAACUCAGGUCAUCAGUUGAUAACUAAUAUAAUUUAGUUUGCAUGAAAUACUUAUUUUUUCCAUUUAAGUUGGUUUGAAGAAGCCUUCCAAUAGCAGUUGGAGAUUAUUCUUUCUCUGAUUUACUACUUAAACGUACAGGCACUAAAAAUUUAUAAUUUAAUGUCCUUUUUUAAUGGGAUAGGAUAAAAAUUCAUAAUAUAUAUUUAAAUAAAAAGUACAUGAUCUCAGGACUUCGUUAGUUUCUUGUUGGCUAUUGUGGAAUUCUAACUUGUCUUGUAUAGAGGAAAAGAGGGCAACAGAAUAUAUUUUAAGUUUGAAUGUGUUCAGAUUGACAUCUAGUGAGUAAAGUGCCUUAAUAAAGCAGCUUUGAUUAAGUCAAUCUGUGAAGUAAACAUAUGGCUUUAGAGGACUAUGUUGGAGCAACAAGAUGGUUGUGCCUGGAGUUGGUGAUGUGGUAGAAGGUGCUGGGAAGAAGAGAUGUGGUUCCCUUCCCAGUCUACUGUCAUCAAGACCGUGCGAUCUGCAUCUUUCACAGAACAUAGUGACAAACUUGGAAGUGUAUCCAUUUUAAAUUAUAGAAUGAUUUUUAUUGGUCUUUCAAACACAAGGUGUUAAAUGGAUAGACUGCUACAUGCUAUGUACUCAGCAAUACAUUUUGUUUAGUAGUAUGUUGUUACAAGAGAGAUUAAAUAGAGUGCUUAUGUGCCAAACAUUGUGCUAAGCUUUUUACAUGUCUAAUCCUGUUUACUCUUCAUACAGCCUUAAGAGGGCAGGGUAAGAAAGGAAUUGAAGGCUUAGGGGAUAUGAAGUAAGUUGCCUAAGGUCUCUUACUCAGUGACAGAGCUGAGAUAGGAAUUGAUUGGUGGACUCCAGAAUCCCAGUGUUUAAUCUUGCACUGUGAUAAACUAUCUGAUCUGUUCAUCUCCUAAUUAACUCAGAGGUCAGUGGUUUUUAAUUUUUGUGGGGGCAGGUUUUAUUUCUUCUAAAAAUCUAUAAAAAGCUAUGUCCCUUCCUCUACCCUUUGUGUCCCAUUACCACCAAAAAAUGCAUACGAACGUGGAAUUUUGGAUGUAAUGUCAGAGACUUAAUGAACUCAGCUUAAAGCCUAGCCAGUGAUUUUGGAUGGAUUAUUGCUUUUAAAAAAGGACCUGAGCUGUAUGAAACAGGUUUCUUUAAACCAGUAGGUAGAAAGGCUUAAGUCUUUUCAAAGUGAACUUGUGUGUUAUUUGUGUCACCAACCAUCUUACUAAACUUUCGUAGUGGAAGAUUUUUUACACUUUACUGGAAAAUUCAACCUUAGAUGCCACAGUAAAAGAGAAGUGAAGAACUUGGAUAUACAACCUGCAAGGUGCUUCUCAGGCUUGGCAUUCAGUCUGUUUCUUUGCACCUGGAAGAAUUCUAUUAGUUUCCCAAGUGACCAUGAAAGAGACCAAGUUGAGAACACUGGAAACUGAAGUACCAAUUUUCCUCAGAACAGUCUGGUAGCAGCCCUAAAUGAAGAGCCGUCCAAGCCUUUAAUGCACGUCCUGGAGCCAGCACAACACAGUCAAGUGAGAGAAUGGCCCAGCCAGCAAAUGUCGGGGAGCUGCUUUCCAUGCUGGAUUCCCCUACCCUGGGCGUACGUGAUGAUGUGACAGCUGUCUUUAAAGAGAACCUCAAUUCUGACCGUGGUCCCAUGCUUGUAAACACCUUGGUGGACUAUUACCUGGAAACCAGUUCUCAGCCAGCGUUGCACAUCCUUACUACCUUGCAAGAGCCACAUGAUAAGCACCUCUUGGACAAAAUUAAUGAGUACGUGGGCAAAGCUGCCACCCGUUUAUCCAUCCUGUCGUUGCUGGGGCAUGUCGUGCGACUACAGCCGUCUUGGAAGCAUAAACUCUCUCAAGCACCUCUUUUGCCUUCUUUACUGAAAUGUCUCAAGAUGGACACUGAUGUCGUCGUCCUCACAACAGGCGUCUUGGUGUUGAUCACCAUGCUGCCAAUGAUUCCACAGUCAGGGAAGCAGCACCUUCUUGAUUUCUUUGACAUUUUUGGCCGUCUUUCGUCAUGGUGCCUGAAGAAACCAGGCCACGUGACAGAAAUCUACCUUGUCCAUCUCCAUGCUAGUGUUUAUGCCCUUUUUCAUCGCCUUUAUGGAAUGUACCCUUGCAACUUUGUCUCCUUUCUGCGUUCACACUACAGUAUGAAGGAAAACUUGGAGACUUUUGAAGAAGUGGUCAAGCCAAUGAUGGAGCAUGUGCGAAUUCACCCAGAAUUAGUGACUGGAUCCAAGGACCAUGAACUGGACCCUCGAAGGUGGAAGAAAUUAGAAACUCACGAUGUUGUGAUAGAGUGUGCCAAAAUCUCUCUGGACCCUACGGAAGCCUCAUAUGAAGAUGGCUAUGCUGUGUCUCACCAGCUCUCCGCUCACUUCCCUCAUCGCUCUGCUGAUGUCACCACCAGCCCUUAUGUUGACACACAGAAUAGCUAUGGGAGUGCUACUUCUACCCCGUGCUCCUCUUCUCGGCUGACGUUGUUCAGUACGCCCGGGCAGCUACCUCAGACUCUGAGUUCCCCAUCGACACGGCUGUUACCUGAGCCACCCCAAGCUACUCUUUGGAGCCCAUCUAUGAUUUGUGGUAUGACCACUCCUCCAACGUCUCCUGGAAAUGUCCCACCUGAUUUGUCACACCCUUACAGUAAAGUCUUUGGUACUACUGGUGGAAAAGGAACUCCUCUGGGAACCCCAGCAACCUCUCCUCCUCCAGCCCUACCCUGCCAUUCAGAUGACUAUGUGCACAUUUCACCCCCCCAGGCCACAGCUACACAACCCAGGAAGGAGGAGAAAACAGAUUCUUCAAGGCCGUGUCUGCACAGACAGCACCAUCUUCCAAAUGACAGAGGAUUAGAAGAACUACCUGGCAACAAAGGUUCUGUUACUCUAAGUGAUCUUCCAGGGUUUUUAGGUGAUCUGGCCUCUGAGGAAGACAGUAUUGAAAAAGACAAGGAAGAAGCUGCAAUAUCUGAAGAACUUUCUGAGAUCGCUACCGUGGAAGCCGAGCCCAUGGUUCCUCGAGGGGGCUUUGACUCUCCCUUCUACCGAGACAGUCUACCAGGUUCUCAGCGGAAGACACAUUCAGCAGCCUCUGGGACUCAGGGAUCUGGCAUGAACCCUGAGCCUUUACACUCCUCUCUGGACAAGCUUGGGCCCGACACACCAAAGCAAGCCUUUACUCCCAUAGACCUGCCCCGCAGUGGUGCCAACACCAGCCCCGCUGGGGACAGGGAGCGCCAGACUUCUCUGGAGACCAGUAUCCUCACUCCCAGCCCUUGCAAAAUUCCUCCUAGGAGGGGAGUGGGCUUUGGAAGUGGGCAGCCUCCCCCAUAUGAUCAUCUCUUUGAGGUGGCCUUGCCAAAGACUGCCUGUCAUUUUGUCAGCAAAAAGACCGAGGAGCUGUUAAAGAAAGCAAAAGGAAACCCUGAAGAAGACUAUGUGCCCUCUACCUCCCCAAUGGAAGUACUGGAUAGGUUGAUACAGCAGGGAGCAGAUGCACACGGCAGGGAGCUCAGCAAGUCGUCCUUACCCAGCAAGUCUGUCGAUUGGACCCACUUUGGAGGUUCUCCUCCUUCAGAUGAGAUCCGCACCCUCCGAGACCAGUUGCUAUUACUGCACAACCAGUUACUCUACGAGCGCUUUAAGAGGCAGCAGCAUGCUCUCCGCAACAGGAGGCUGCUGCGCAAGGUGAUCAGAGCUGCCGCUCUGGAGGAACACAAUGCUGCCAUGAAAGAUCAGUUGAAGUUACAAGAGAAAGACAUCCAGAUAUGGAAGAUGAGUCUGCAGAAAGAACAAGACAGAUACAGUCAGCUUCAGGAACAGCGUGACACUGUGGUAACCCAGCUCCACAGUCAGAUCAGACAGCUGCAACAUGACCGAGAAGAAUUCUACAACCAGAGCCAGGAGUUGCAGACGAAGCUUGAGGACUGCAGGAACAUGAUUGCAGAACUGCGAGUGCAGCUGAAGAAGGCCAACAACAAGGUGUGCCACACUGAGCUACUGCUCAGCCAGGUCUCCCAGAAGCUGUCAAAUAGCGAGUCGGUCCAGCAGCAGAUGGAGUUCUUGAACAGGCAACUGUUGGUGCUCGGGGAGGUCAACGAACUGUACUUGGAACAACUGCAGAACAAGCACUCAGACACCACCAAGGAAGUGGAAAUGAUGAAAACUGCCUAUCGGAAGGAACUAGAAAAAAACAGAAGCCACGUUCUCCAGCAGAAUCAGAGACUUGAUACCUCCCAGAAACGGAUUUUGGAACUGGAAUCUCAUUUGGCCAAGAAAGACCACCUUCUUCUGGAACAGAAGAAAUACUUGGAGGAUGUCAAGGCCCAGGCAAGAAGACAGCUAGAGGCUGCAGAGAGCAGAUAUGAGGCUCAAAAAAAGAUCACCCGAGUGUUUGAGUUGGAGAUCUUAGACUUGUAUGGCAGGUUGGAAAAGGAUGGUCUCCUGAAAAAACUUGAAGAGGAAAAGGCAGAAGCAGCUGAAGCAGCGGAAGAAAGGCUUGACUGUUGUAAUGAUGGCUGCCCGGAUUCCGUGGUAGGGCACAAUGAAGAGGCAUCUGGCCACAAUGGAGAGACCAAGACUCCCAGGCCUGGCAGUACCCGGGGCAGUAGUGGAGGUAGAGGAGCAGGAGGCAGCAGCAGCAGUAGCAGUGAGCUUUCUACCCCGGAGAAACCCCCAAGCCAGAGGGCAGGCCCAUUCAGCAGCCGGUGGGAAACUGCCACGGGUGAGCCCUCCACCAGCAUCCCCACGACUGUUGGCUCUCUCCCCAGUUCCAAAAGUUUCCUGGGCAUGAAGGCCCGGGAGUUAUUUCGUAAUAAGAGUGAGAGCCAGUGUGAUGAGGACGGCAUGACCAUCAGUAGCCUUUGUGAGACCCUAAAGACAGAACUGGGGAAAGACUUGGGCUUGGAAGCCAUGACUCCCUUGAACCUAGACAGCCCGCAUCCAUCUCCCCCAAACCCAGACAGUGUUGGUCAGCUUCGCAUCAUGGACUACAAUGAGACUCAUCACGAACACAGCUAAGGAGGGUCAGUCAGUGUUAACUCGCGUCUUGUUGGCAAAGAACAGGAGGUGCGAAUGCUCGUUCAAGGCUUUCCUGUUUCCAGGGUCUGGGUGGCUGCUCAUGUGGUGGGAGUGGGACGGAGGUCCUUUUGACGCCUGACUGAAUGCACAACGGUUUUUGGAUCUGGCCUUGAAAUGCCUCUUAGCCUUCCCCUUGACCCUCUCUGAUUCACCCAGCAGUCUGUACUAAUGGAGGGCCAUUUUGCGUUCCUCAGUAGCUUUAUUUUCCUUCCUUUUCCCCCAAAUGGUUGCAUCCUUUGAACCUGUGCAAUAUGAGGCCAAAUUUCAUCUUUGAGUCUAACACACCACUCUCUGCUUUCCUGAAGUCAGAUAACUGGGCGGCCCUUGGUUAGACCAGGCAGUUGGUGGCAUUGCAGGUAAGUUUGGUUUUGUCCCUUCCAGGAAGACGUACCUUGCAAAGCUGAUUGACUUCACAGGAAAGCUCUUAUGGGAGACUUCUCACUGCUUUUUGGUUCUGAGGUUCGGCAUCUAAAGUAGCAGAUCUGGAAAAACAUGGUUCAUUCACCCUUCCAUUCUUUUGGCGGUUCUGAUAAACUUCCUAGAAAGUUCUGCGUAGACAAAUGCCCGUUUCCAAAGUCUGGUUGGCUCUGUGGAGGUUCUGCUUCCUCACUCUUUGGGAAAGCUCUUGUCCCUCUUUCCCCACUACCUCUUAUUUAUUUGGUGUUUGCUUGAAUGGUGGCACCCCACCGACCCAGGCUGGCAUGUGGCUGAUAAGCUUGUUCUCUGUGGGUGCAAGGAGAGGUCCCAGGGAGAGGUUGCUGGAAGCUCAGGUGUGUGGAGCUGCACCUUUGGGCUGGUCUUGCCAGCUGAGCUAUUGGUUCAGCCCUGGGUCUGGUGGCCCCCCGCCACCCCCCGAGCUCAUUCAUGUCUCUUGUUUGCUGGCUACUUGGUAAUACUGCAGCAGAGAGGCUCUGGAGAUCCAGAGAGUUUUCUUCACAGCUUACGUGACAUUUCUUGGGCUGUGGGGUUGCCACACUACUGUAGGUUCCAGGCCACCACAAAGGUAGCAGCUUUUUCACACAAAUUCUAACUUUCAGGGCCAGCUCUCCUGGGAGCCUGAUAUUGUCACCCUCUCCAGGUUAGGAAUGGCAGAGCAACAUAGAGUUGAGUCUGGCAGGGUGGUGUUGGAGGCGGCCUGCCUGUACAGAGUGGGCUGCCUGCAGGUGCUCAUGAGGGCCAUACAAGUCAGAGCGCCAGCACUGCCGAGCAUCCAGGCUCAAUAAAUGCUUCUGAAGAAGUGCUAGACGCCUAAGGAUCAUUCCUGGCGUCCCAGUCCAGGUAGGAGAUACUUGGCAGGAAGGAGCCAGUGAACUUGGUGUUUCUGUUUCUGUUCUUUCCAUGAAAAGAAUAUAAGGGUUCAGUCGUGAAGAAGUUAAACUGUAAUGGUACGAAAUCUCACGGCAUGUGGAAAUUUCCAGCACAUGAGGGAGAAAGUCUUUUUGUAAGUAUAGUAGUAAAUAUUCUAGUAUCCCUAACUAAAGAGAACUAGGCAGAGACUCCAUGUCACCAUGGCAAUACUGGCCAAAGACCUGCUGGGAACAGGGUUUCUGGUGUAACUGACUGACCUCAGCCACAGAAGGGCAUGCCCUGACUGCUAGCCACCCCGCAGAGGCCAGCCCUCAGCACUGGUUGUCCAGUGUGGAGUCCUGGGGGAUUCCAUAUUUCCGAUUCUGCUUUGUCCAAAGGAAAGCUUAAAAUCCAAUAUAUUCUAGUUUCCUUGUUCCAUUGUAUACAAGGAAAACAUGAACAAGUUAAAAAAGGGCAGGAAGAUGUUACAGGUUAACUGUUUACAGUGCUUUCUCCUUCCCAUGCCCACUAAAUCUGUGCCACAGAACAAAGAUACCAGGCACUUAAUUUGCAGCCUUUCCUUACCUGGCACCGGAAAGGAGGCCUGUGUAAGAAGGGAAAGAACGUUAUAUGGAUUGUAAAUGUAGGGAAGGAAGGAGGCUGUUGACUGAGGUGUGGCUGAAGGUUCCAAGUUUCUGUGCCAUUCCUCCAGCCUAGGUUCCAUCUCCCAGCUUUAUAGCCCAGGGACCCCAGUGCUCUGGCUUGGGCCCCUGUGAGUUCUAGGAGGCCGCUCUAUACGGGUUUCACACGUAUAGAGAUGGGAGAUUGAGUCCUGGGGUCCUGGUGAAGUUACCCAGCCUGAAAACUUGGGCUUUGGUGUUGAAAAGGGCUCCAGAUUUAGUUCAAGACUUGCUUUUGUUUUGAAAGUAGUGAACCUUGCAAGGGUUCAAGUGGGUCACUUGAUGAUACCUCAAGCAGUUUAAUGAUGAAAGGCAAUAGGGAGAGGAACUCCUGAGAGGCUGCUGAGGCCUAAGGAAAGGCAUUGGAAUGAUGAGCAUGCUCGGCAGAGCCUGUCUCAUCACUGACUGAGCUCCUGGUGUCUGGGACUGGGUGGCUCCUUCCGGAAAUCACUGUGAGCUAUGCUGACGGCCAGUACCCAUAACUCGAACGAACUCCCUCCUGACCCCAACCAGCCCAGCACCAGCCCUGAGCAGCCCAGAAUCUGCAUCUCAUGCAGCGUGGAAUCUGUUUAAAAGGGAAUCCUGUGCUAUUAUUUGGGGAUGGGGGAGGCAAGAGGAGCAGUAGGAAGGGGCAGAGAAAAAUGAGCUCCUGAACCCACUACUGUAAAUAAGCACACACGUCUCUGAAAGAACCUUCAUGGGUUUUUAAAAGCUUGUGACAGGGCCCUAUCAUAAAGUCUGCAAAAAUUGGUACUGUGGGAUUCAGAGAAAUAAUAUGCUUAUAACUAUCAAGAAACCAACUGAAACCCAGAGGUAGGAGGUUGGGGUCUGUUCUUAGCUGGAGAGGUUUUAAGAGGUGUCAUUAGAGGUAAGUGCUGAGAGCAGCAUCACUGAGGCAGGUGGGCACAUAGUAAUCUGUUCAGGUUUGCCAACAGUGUUUUUGGAAAGACUGCCUGACCUUUGGGAAUAGCUGCAGAGAGUUCCUACUGUCUGUGAUGUACUAAAGGGAAACAGCCGACACUCUUAGAAGGUAUACUGCCACAACCCAAAAGAAAGCCCAAGAAGCCACUAACAAUUAAAAACAGCCUCCCCCACCCCACCUCAUUGCUGCUGUGGCCAGAGGACAGCACCUCCUUGGGUAAAAGCAGCACAGUGGGUCCACAUACUAGGCUCUCCCUGGCCAUUUGCAACAGAAUGUGUAGUUUCCAGCUCUUUUUUGUCCAGAAAGAUAAAACUUCAGCAGUUGUUUAGAGGGUGCAUGCCUGGUCAUGGGAUGCAAGAAUCUGUAAGCUGGACCAUAGAGCUUAGACUGGCAUUAAGGAAAGAAAACUGGUUACUUGUUUUUGUGUAGACAACAGAAGCGUGUUGUGAGUGGCCAAUGGUCAUUUCCACCAAAUACUAGAACCUACCACUUGAAGCCAGCAAGAACUGAAGAGUAAAGAAAGUCCAUGAGGAAGCUCAUGGGAGCCAGUGUGGGCAGGCGAAGGAGGAUUUGGGGCCCGGCAAGGUCAGGCCCAUGCUGCAGUGCAGGUGGAGAGCUGUCUGCCCUUGCAGGGACUCUCCCGGUGUGGUCCCAGGAGCAGCUCAGGUCCACUCAGGAGGGUCUGCCUUGCAGGGGAGCCAGUUACCAUGUGCAGUGACCAGAGCACACUGGGCACCUGCUGUGGCUUCACUCUUGGAGGCAUAUGCUGUAGAACUGACUUACAGAAAGUGUUAGAGAACGUGUUCAGUCUGAGGGUGUUCGUUUGUUUACAUCCUGAGUGGUGAUGCGUGCCCACUCCUCCCAGCAGAUCACUGCAAAGUCAUUAAUUGCACUUGAUUUAGCUUCUUUCUGUAGCCAAAAGAGAAGUUUAGGUCAGGAACUAGCUCCUAGGCUGCUGCUGAGACCCUUGUUCCCAGGCAGUUCCUUUCCCUAUCCGCGACUCCCUGUGUGCCCAGGGAAGCUGUUUCCACACCAUCCUGCCACCUGUGCAUGCUCACCUGAAAGGUUGUUGGCAGAUGCAAGGGAAACCUGAGCCCCAGCUGCUUUUGGUGUUCAUUUAAAUGAGUUCAUGAGGGCCGAGGAGCUUUGUGCCGCUGCCCAGUGCCACCACACUAGCCACCCUUUGGGAUAAGCUAGCUGGUUUAGUCAUUGGAAUAGGUUUUUUGGAGCAGAACUUAGGAGCUCAAGGACCCCAAAACACCCUUCCCCCACCCGUCGUCCCCUCCCCACCUGGUGCAGUGUUUGGGCAGGAGGGUGCACCCAGGCUCUGCGCAGCACAUACUCUGGCUGAUCAGAGGCAGCCAAGCAUUUUGCACUAGGAAGAAUCAGUGAUCGAUCUUCAGAAGACUUCUAUGGACCAGUUACAUUACGGAGGAACAGAUUUUGCUAAGACGUAAUCUAGUUUUAUAACUCAAUCAUGGAUGAACCAUAUGAGGCUAACUUGCAGUUUUAAAGGGGUCCCAUGAAUGAAAAUAAUCUGAUUUUUUUAACUGACUGCUUUUAGUUAAAUGCAAGAAAGUCCCCUCAUCAAAAGGUUUAAACUUUCCCACCUUGAUCUUAAAAGCAUGUCAAAACAAUCCAUAUCAGAUGCCAUAAACAUGAACUGCAAGAGAACAUGGUACAAUCUCAGUGAAUGGGAAUUGGAAUCAAAAGGGUUUGCUGUCCUUCUUAGAAUGUUCUAAAAUGUCAAGGCAGUUGCUUGUGUUUAACUGUGAACAAAUAAAAAUUUAUUGUUUUGCACUA
Molecule: messenger RNA, 11949 nt
Organism: Marmota monax (woodchuck)
Lineage: Eukaryota; Metazoa; Chordata; Mammalia; Rodentia; Sciuridae
Gene: Tsc1
Product: TSC complex subunit 1
Exons: 23
Coding region: 3703-7197 (1164 amino acids)
Biological process (GO): negative regulation of cell population proliferation; regulation of cell cycle; negative regulation of TOR signaling
Cellular component (GO): TSC1-TSC2 complex
Source: RefSeq, a predicted model, not a curated record